This is a messenger RNA of Prosopis cineraria, 1507 nucleotides long. RefSeq names its product NAC domain-containing protein 100-like. The transcript has 3 exons. Bases 239 to 1261 code for a protein of 340 amino acids. Lineage: Eukaryota; Viridiplantae; Streptophyta; Magnoliopsida; Fabales; Fabaceae. Gene Ontology annotation, biological process: regulation of DNA-templated transcription. Gene Ontology annotation, molecular function: DNA binding. The record is from RefSeq and is a predicted model, not a curated record.
CCAGGUUACCUUACAUUCCACGUUUCUUUCUCCCCUAACUCCUCCAUUUAGGGGUCUCCUUUUGCACUCUGCUCAUUUCUCCCCAUCACCACCAUCUCCAUCCAUCCUUCACGUUCUCAACUUUUCACCCUCAUGUCUGCCCUCCUUUCUCUCUCCGAGAUUACCAGAUUCUGCACAUAAAUCUGGGAAAAGGCUUUGUGAAUUGAAGCUGUUUUCUUAACGAGGAAAGGAAGAUUGAAUGGAUUUGCCUCCUGGCUUUCGGUUUCACCCAACAGAUGAAGAGCUAAUCACUCAUUAUCUGUUCAAGAAGGUCACUCAUACAAACUUCUCUGCUAGUGCCAUUGGAGAAGUGGAUUUGAACAGGUCUGAGCCUUGGGAUUUGCCAUGGAAAGCGAAAAUGGGGGAGAAAGAGUGGUAUUUUUUCUGCGUGAGAGACAGAAAAUACCCAACUGGUUUGAGAACUAACAGGGCCACUGAAGCUGGGUACUGGAAAGCCACAGGGAAAGAUAGGGAGAUUUACAGAGGAAAAUCGCUGGUAGGGAUGAGGAAAACUCUGGUUUUCUACAAAGGAAGAGCACCAAAGGGAGAAAAAACCAACUGGGUCAUGCAUGAAUACAGGUUAGAUGGUAAAUUCUCUGUCCACAACCUUCCCAAAACUGCAAAGAACGAGUGGGUUAUUUGCAGGGUGUUUCGGAAGAAUUCUGGUGGCAAGAAAACCCAUUUGUCGGCUAUAAUGAGGUUUGAAUCCACUGGAAAUGGACUGAGUUCUUCGGUUUUACCACCUCUUGCAGAUUCUUCUUGCAUUGGUAAAACUGAACCCAAGAUGACUGAAUCAUCAUACGUGUCCUGCUUCUCCAUUGUAAUCGAUGAUCAAAGAAACCAAGGAGGGAUCUUUAAUUCCUCAGAAAACCCCCUUUUGGGGAUUCCUUCAAAUCCUCCAGAAAUUCUGCCAGCAAUCCCCCUUUCUGGAUCAUUCUAUUCUGCUCAUCCCCUUCAAGCUCCUGCAAAUUUGCCAAUAUCAGGUCUUGCUCUCUCUGAUAGGCAGGACCAGAACCUCCUUAAGGCUUUUCUUGAUUUUGACUCCGAGGGACGACAGAUGAUCAGUGUUUCACAAGAAACAGGUCUCACCACUGAUAUGAAUCCUGACAUUCCUUCUGUGAUGCCAAGUUUUGAUAUGGGCAGGAGGGUUUUUGAGAAUCAGCGAAACCUUUCUGCUCCUGCUGCUGCACCACUGGACCGUGAUAGCUUGUGGAAUAACUAAGACUGUUCUGAACUCAGAUGAAAAGGCUGUGGUAGGGAAUUGAUGUCAUAGUUUAUUUGCAUACUGUAGUUUUUAAUGAAGCAUAUGUAUGCGAUGUAUUGUGUACUGUAAGAACUCGUGAACUUCUAAAGCUGUUUUUGUAUUUGAAUACUUCAGGCUAAUGGGCUAUGUUGCGUGAAUGUUAUGUGCUAGACUUGUUAGUCAGCACCAACUAUUUUCCUGAUUCUAUUCCAUUUGUACAGUCAA